UUACUGAAUAUUUAGGUAAAUAUUGUUAAAAUUUCCACCUUAGACAUUGUUAACUACAUAAACAUAAGGUUUUCUAGAUAAAAUAGGUGAAUCAUAACUAUUUAGAAAAAAUGUCUAGUACAAGUGUUGAAAAUAUAGGCGCAGAUUUUCAAGAAUAUGACGGAUCAGGUAAUAUGUGUUUGGAGUUGGCAUUAGAAGGUGAACGUCUCUGCAAGGCAGGAGAUUGUAAAGCAGGAGUGGCUUUUUUCCAAGCUGCUAUUCAAGCUGGUACAGACGAUUUGAGAACCCUUAGUGCCAUUUACAGUCAGCUGGGAAAUGCCUAUUUUUAUUUGGGAGACUAUGGAAAGGCUAUGCAGUAUCAUAAACAUGACCUAACUUUAGCAAGGACCAUGGGAGAUAAACUAGGGGAAGCCAAAUCUUCUGGUAACUUAGGUAAUACCUUGAAAGUCAUGGGUAGAUUUGACGAAGCUGUUGUAUGCUGCAAGAGACAUCUGGAACUAUCAAGGGAACUAGGUGACAAACUAAGUGAAGGCAGAGCUUUGUACAAUUUAGGAAAUGUGUAUCAUGCGAAAGGAAAGCAUAUAGGUAGAGUUGGGAAUAAGGAUCCCGGCGAUUUUCCUGAAGAUGUCAAAGGAUGUUUACUCCAAGCUGUAACAUAUUACGAAGAGAAUCUAACAUUAAUGCAAGAUCUAGGCGACAUUGCGGCGCAAGGGCGCGCGUGUGGAAAUUUGGGCAAUACGUUUUAUCUACUAGGCGAUUUCGCCCAGGCGAUUAGGUACCACGAAGAACGACUGUCGAUAGCUAGACAAUUCGGAGACAAAGCUGCCGAGAGAAGAGCACAUAGCAACUUGGGAAAUUCGCAUAUAUUUAUGGGACAAUUCGAAGAAGCUGCUCACCAUUACAAGAGAACACUUUCCUUGGCCCAGGAACUUUGCGACCAAGCCAUCGAAGCUCAAGCGUGCUACAGCUUAGGAAACACUUACACUUUGUUAAGAAACUACGAUGCUGCGAUAGAAUAUCAUCUGAGACAUCUCCUGAUCGCUCAGAAUUUAUCAGACAAAGUUGGAGAGGGUAGAGCGUGUUGGUCUCUCGGUAACGCUUAUGCGUCGCUAGGAAAUCACGAUAAAGCCCUUAGUUUUGCCAAGAAACAUCUAGAAAUAAGUAAAGAGUUGGGUGAUUCAAUGGGCGAAGCUACGGCAAAAAUGAACAUCGCUGAUCUGAAAAAGAUACUGGAUAUACCCGAAAGUCCCACCGACGAUUCGGACAUGACGAAGUCAGACAGCUCUAACAAUGUAGGUCAUUCGCAAUUACAUAGGGUGAGACGUGAAAGCAUGGAACAGCUUAGCCUGAUUAAGUUGACUCCAGAUGGAAAACGUCCAGGUCUCUCUUUACCACAGAAAAAUUCUCUAGCCUCCAUUAAAGCAACGGGCGGUGAAGAAGACGACUCAUUCUUCGAUCUGCUCUCGCGAUUUCAGUCGAAGAGAAUGGACGAUCAACGGUGCUCGCUUACCAUCGACAACAAGGAAAAUAGGAACACGAAUAACAUUCCAUACAACAACGAAACUCCAGAGGACCUCAUCGACAUGAUAGCCGGUAUGCAGAGCAAGCGAAUGGACGAACAGAGAGUAUCACUGCCUCAUUUACCAGGUUUACAAUCUAACUCCCGCCAAAGACUCUCCGAACCGAACCGUUCGAAUAGCGUCAACAGUGUGCCUGACGAUAACUUCUUAGAUCAAUUGGUGCGAUGCCAAGGUUCGCGUUUAGAAGACCAGAGAUCUCCACUGCCAGUUGCAGCGGUCGACGCCGAAACGGACCCGCCACCUCCCGCUAGCAACAGCAAAAGCGGAGCCACAGUUCCCGACGAGGAUUUCUUCUCGCUGAUUAUGAGAUUCCAGUCGGGUAGAAUGGAUGACCAAAGAGCGUCGGUGCCACGAAGAGAAACAAGAAUGGCGAAUGGUAGCGUUCCACAUCCCCCUCCAGAUAACGUAAAUAACAAUGUAAGAAGCUCUUCCGGGAAAAAGAAAAAGUAAUGCGAAAGAUCGAUGGUUUUAGCUAGUUUUUUCAAUAAUUCAAAUUUCUACUUAUAGGAGAAGAAUAUAGAAUUUUCUGGACUGACAUUUAAAAAGUUUUCACUAGAUUUUAAGGAAACAUUCCGGUUUUUAACAGAGAUUUAAUCAUUUGAAUAUUGGAAAUGCUCUAACUAGAUACAACUUAAUACAAUUGAGAAUUACUUUCUUUUCAAAAGUGCCAAAAUAUUUUAUAA
Messenger RNA from Diabrotica balteata, 2263 nucleotides. The record is from the annotation of a GenBank genome assembly. NCBI's taxonomy places the organism in Eukaryota, Metazoa, Arthropoda, Insecta, Coleoptera, Chrysomelidae.